UAUGGGCCAUGGAGCAAAUUAAGUUACCAGGCGUCGCAUAGAAGUUACUAACGUUAUUUAAGGUUAGAAGUACAGUUUCCAAUGUUAUACUUCAAGUAAACGUUUGACAAUUUUGGGAAGUGUGCAUAUUUAAUUUUCUGCGGAGAGUUAAAUGGGAAAACAAAUGUUGUCAAUUUAGCAAAACAUAAUUUAAAGCUUAUGCCAAUGGGCCAAACCAAACUUUUUCUCAUAGACUUAAGUCGGGAAAGAGACGUCUAUUAAUCAGCAGAUUCACUCAAUAGCCCUUAUUUAAAUCAUUAUGUUAAAAAAAUUGUACAUUUGUAACUCAGAUCACCAUGGAUGUAGAAAAUCUACUUUACGGUUAAUGUUUUAGUGAGUGAGCUUAAUGAGUGAACUUUACAGAAACAAGCUAUCUGUUUUCAGUCUGUAGGCUAAGUGUAUCUAACUAAGCUACCUGUUUCCAGUCUUUCACUAAGCGAAGUAGCUAGCUGUUUCCAGUCUUUCACUAAGCGAAGUAGCUAGCUGUUUCCAGUCUUUCACUAAGCGAAGUAGCUAGCUGUUUCCAGUCUUUAAGCUAACUAGCGAGCAGUUGUCACUAUUUCUGCUAAAUUAAGCUAAGUAGCUAGCUGUUUUUAGUCUAUGCUAAACUAGGCUAACUAUCUGCUGGCAGUAGCUUCCUUUUUAGCAUACGAGUAGGCGAGUGAUAUCAAUCUUCACAUCUAACUCCUGGAGGGAAAAAAAGCAAAUAAGCAAAUCAAUAUAUAUUACUACCAAUGCCCUCCAUGGUGCCUCUUUGCCAGAAAAGAGACUAUGGCCAUAUUGCAGUUGCACUUUACUGCCCUUUGUUACGCCCUUGUUUUUGAGAUUUUCUUUCUAUGGGGAUCUCCUUAUCAACCUUUCCUUCACUGUUUUUCUGUCUUGUCAAUAAUUGUAGCCUACUGUAUGUGAUGUUUGUAUUUGUAUUUGUCAUUUAUGUUAUGUUGUAUCUGGUUGUUUUUUGUGACUUGUCCUCUGUUUUGUGUCACCUCGCGUCCUCUUUCUCCACAGCUUGUAGAGAAGGAAAAAGAGACAGUCGACUGGUGGAGUAAAUUAUACGCUUCAACUGGAGACCAGCAGAAAUGUGGCCCGUACCUCAAAAAAGGAUACGACAUCCUCAAAGUGUUUGACUGCGAGCUGGAGGACGUCCCAGAGUUCAAAGGGCUGACUGACUUCUGCUGCACCUUCAAACUGCUGCGGGGCAAAAAUGAAAAUGGGGAUGAUGACCCCAGUGUGGUUGGAGAGUUUAAGGGUUCAUUCAAGGUGUACCCUCUAUCAGAUGACCCUGGUGUUUCCCCCCCGCCCCGUCAGUUCAGAGAGUUGCCAGAGAGCGGACCUCAGGAGUGUCUGGUCCGGAUUUACGUGAUCCAGGCCAUCGACCUACAGCCCAAAGACAAUAAUGGCAGGUGUGAUCCGUACAUAAAGAUUUCUCUGGGAAAGGACACGAUUGACGACAGAGACCAUUACUUACCCAACACCACCACCCCUGUGUUCGGAAGGAUGUUUGAGACGACGUGUUUCCUGCCCCAGGAUAAAGACCUGAAAAUCUCCGUCUAUGACUACGAUAUGCUGACCCGUGACGAGAAGGUCGGCGAGACCGUGAUUGACCUGGAGAACCGCUUCCUGUCCCGAUAUAACUCCUAUUGCGGCCUGCCACAAACAUACUGCAUUUCUGGUAUCAACAAGUGGCGGGACCAGAUGAAGCCGUCUCUGAUUCUGGAGAACCUGGCUCGGAUGAAGGGCCUGUCCAAACCCAGGACCGAAGACAACGGCACAUCACUCUCCUUCAAUGGAAAAGAAUACACGUUGGCUGAGUUUGAGAACACCAACGAGAUCCACGAGCACUUGGGUCCCCCCCGAGAGCGCCUCUGUCUGCACGUGCUCAGAAAACAGGGACUGGUCCCCGAACACGUGGAGACCCGGACCCUCUACAGCACCUUCCAGCCCAACAUCUCCCAGGGAAAGCUCCAGAUGUGGGUGGAUGUUUUCCCGAAAAGCAUCGGACCCCCUGGACCUCCCUUUGACGUCACGCCGCGAAAGCCUAAGAAGUAUUUCCUGCGUGCGGUCGUCUGGAACACCACAGACGUGACUUUAGACGAGGCCAGCAUCACAGGAGAGCACAUGAGUGACAUCUAUGUCAAAGGCUGGAUGGCAGGCAUGGAGGAUGAGAAGCAGAAGACGGACGUCCACUACCGCUCUCUGGACGGAGACGGAAACUUCAACUGGAGGUUCAUUUUUGAGUUUGAGUAUCUGCCGGCCGAACAACUCUGCCUCGUGUCCAAGAAGGAGCGCUUCUGGAGUCUUGACAAAACCGAGUUCAGGAUUCCCCCCAAGCUCAUCGUUCAGAUAUGGGAUAACGACAAAUUCUCAUUGGACGAUUACCUGGGCACGCUGGAGGUGGAUCUGCGUAACCUGGUGCCUCCUGCCAAGACUCCAAAUAAAUGCUCUCUGAAGAUGAUGGAGGACCCGCAAAUGGGAUCUCCAGUCAAGAAGGAGAACGAGAAGUGUCUGUUCUCCCAGCAGUCCGUCAGAGGCUGGUGGCCCUGCUCCAUCGAACAGGACGGAGAGAAGGUCCUGGGUGGCAAAGUGGAGAUGACUCUGGAGAUCGUAGGUGAAGCAGAAAUAGAUGAAAAACCUGCAGGAAAAGGCCGGGACGAACCCAACAUGAACCCAAAACUGGACCCUCCCAAACGCCCAGAAACGUCCUUCUUUUGGUUCACAAACCCAUGUAAGACCAUGAAGUUCAUCGUGUGGCGAAGGUUCAGGUGCCUCUUCAUCGGACUCAUCAUCCUCAUCUUAGUGCUGCUCUUCCUCGGCAUCCUGUUGUACUCCUUACCGAACUACAUCGCAAUGAAGUUGGUGAAACCUUCGCAAUAACCCGACAAAGGAGAACUGGAAAACUGUCUAGAGGACGAUCACGUUGCGGCCAAACCACUGUCAAUAUCUUUUUAUUGCCUAUAGUAUUUUAUAAAGGUCUAAAUGGGGAAGGGGUGCUUGCACAUUUGCACUGUUAUCUUAUCAUGAACACUUAAUGACUACACUGUGAUGGACGUGACUAAUAACUAAUGUUUCCAAACACCGGGAAAACAGAAGCCCCUGUAUCAUUUAAUGCAAUACAACCGUCCUAAUUUAACUUUAAAAAUGUGUAAAAGGUUCACUUAUAGGAUUUUAGAUUGUGUUGUAGGGUGUCACUACUCGUAUGUUAAUGGGGUGAUCAAAUAAUAAAUGAAUAUAUAAUAACUGUUAAAAAAAGGUAGGAGUUAUUAGGACUGUUGUUUUUAUUGCAUUACUCUAUACAAGGGUUUCUAUUUUCUGCCUACUUAAAUGCCAAAAACAAUGUAAGACCUAAGUUACCAACAGCAUAAAAGUGUCUGUAUUUUGUACAUUACAUUCUCACUGGUCUUUUAAAUUAAAGUUAUUAAAAAUGUC
Notothenia coriiceps (black rockcod) is the source of this 3465-nucleotide messenger RNA. Its product is annotated as myoferlin-like. Gene Ontology annotation, biological process: plasma membrane organization; membrane fusion. The transcript has 16 exons. Bases 973 to 2913 code for a protein of 646 amino acids. The record is from RefSeq and is a predicted model, not a curated record. Lineage: Eukaryota; Metazoa; Chordata; Actinopteri; Perciformes; Nototheniidae.